Anthostomella pinea is the source of this 1521-nucleotide messenger RNA. Lineage: Eukaryota; Fungi; Ascomycota; Sordariomycetes; Xylariales; Xylariaceae. The record is from the annotation of a GenBank genome assembly.
AUGCCUCGUCGACCAGGACGCGCCGCUGCGAAGCGCGCUGCCGCAAAGCUUGAGAGCACUCCGCAAACAUUCGACGAAGUUGAAGAUGAGGCCAUGCCUGACGCGGGUGUCUCUGAUGGCGAACCCCAGCCAGAACCCGAGGAACAAGAGAACGAGGACUCCGGAGCAGAGCAGGACGAACACCAGGAUUCCGAUGCUGCUUUUCCCAAAUCACCCUCUCCGCCGCCACAACAGGUCAUACGAAGACGACGCCUUGGUCGCCCGCCCAAGAACAGACCACCUGACUGGGACAGCCUCCCCCUCGAGCUCCCUCAUCGCGAUCCAAACGAUCCUCCCCGACGCCGAGGCCGCGGAGGUUGGAGAGGCCGAGGCGGCCGCAAGGGUGCUUCUUUCCAGCCUACAACGCAAGCCAUUGACAAAGAGGGCAACGUUAUGGACAUUGUCGACGAUGAGCUUGCGCUGCCAGAGGACCCCGAGGGAGAAACCAAGGUAAACAAGAUGGGUCACCUCCAAGACGGUCGCGAGUACCGUUGCCGAACCUUCACUGUUGCUGGUCGUGGCGACCGGCUCUACAUGUUAUCGACCGAGCCUGCCCGAUGUGUCGGAUUCCGGGAUUCCUACCUAUUCUUCACCAAACACAAGCGGCUCUACAAGAUCAUCGUGGACGAUGAGGAGAAACGUGACAUGAUCGAGCGCGAUAUUAUCCCUCAUUCAUACAAGGGCCGCGCAAUCGGAAUUGUGACGGCCCGGUCGGUUUUCCGAGAGUUUGGCGCUUUGAUUGUCGUGGGCGGCAAGAAGAUCAUCGACGAUUACGAGGUUGCCAAGGCUAGGGCUGAGGGCGUGGUAGAAGGAGAAAUCGCCGACCCGAGUGACAGACAUGUCGACGGCGAGGAGUACAACAAGAAUCAGUUUGUCGCAUGGCAUGGCGCCAGUGCCGUCUACCAUUCUGGAGUCCCCUCUGCCCCAGCCCAGAACGGUAAGGCGGACUUGAAGAAGAGACGAGUGAAUGUGACGGACGUCAACUGGCAGCUGGAACAUGCUCGAGAAGCAAGCCGCUUCAACGCAGAUCUUGCCGCCAUCCGCCGGCACAAUCUCUCUGGUGUCUAUGAUGUCCAUACCAACACCAUGCAGUAUCCAUCCAUCAUGCAACCCACGCAUGCCAGGAUUGAGCAAGUCGCAGAUUCAACUACUUCGAAUGACAGUGCUCGCUUUCCGCCUCUGGAUCCAAAGAUCCCUCGCAACUUCACCAUCAUCGACACCUACAUGGAGACUCCCCCAACGGGUAUCUCCUCCGCUGUAUAUGAGCAGCGCGAAGUACCUGCCUUCUUGGCUGACUUCCAAGGACUUGGUGCCGUCUCAAGCGACAUUUUGGAUGACUUGCCCCCCGAGUGCCGAGAAGCAUUCAGCAAAGCUGUAGAGAAGGAACACGCUUGGAAGUCGAAAUGGGGCACCGAGAAGGAGGCAGCGCACCGGAGACCACCUAUCAUUGAUGCCGCCAUUGUUCCUUACAGCAAAGCCUAA